Messenger RNA from Anopheles moucheti, 1952 nucleotides. Its product is annotated as potassium channel subfamily K member 18. NCBI's taxonomy places the organism in Eukaryota, Metazoa, Arthropoda, Insecta, Diptera, Culicidae. Gene Ontology annotation, biological process: potassium ion transmembrane transport; stabilization of membrane potential. The transcript is spliced from 6 exons. Gene Ontology annotation, cellular component: membrane. The record is from RefSeq and is a predicted model, not a curated record. The coding region runs from base 117 to 1631 and encodes 504 amino acids. Gene Ontology annotation, molecular function: potassium ion leak channel activity.
GACGAAACACUACGGGAAGUUAUCAAUCACCUGUCGGCGGUUAGGCAAGCGGUUUGUCCGCAACCAUCAGGCGCAAGGUGCAGUUCACUAUGAGCAAGCGAUAGUGCGUUGGAACCAUGCUCGAAAAGGACGGUCACGAUCACUAUCGUUACGACACGUACGCACCGCUGAUGAAGUCCGCGACCAUGAAGGGCGUCAAGGCGGUCCACUGCACCAGCGAAACGAGCACCGUGCUCAAGGGUGGCACACACACCACGAUGACCAAGCACAGCACCACGAUCCACAGCAAGGACGGUACGGCCAAGUCCCGGUGCUGUUCCUGCUGCUCCAGCCGGGGCAGUUCCACCUUCUGGGCCGCGCUACUGACAAACAUUGGUGUCUGCACGCUGCUGCUGGCGUACACGCUGCUAGGUUCGUUCAUAUUUCUGGCAAUCGAAGGUGGCGCAUCCCAGAUGCAGCAGCGCACGCUAGCGUCGACCAACCGGCACCAGAAGCAACAGCCACCGGCCAACAACCAUCACGGACGGCAUGAUACGGCAAAUCUUACCUUUCCGCAGUUAAUCCUGCUGGAAGCGGUCGAGGCACGCCAGAAGACGGUGGAAAACAUUUGGGAUAUUACGGUAUCGUUGAACAUUCUGUAUCGGGAAAAUUGGACGCGUUUGGCAUCGAUGGAGAUUGCCCGGUUCCAGGAGCAGUUUGUUAACAGACUGCUGGAGGAGAUGACACAGAUCAACAAUAUGCAGCACGCGGUCACGAGCGGUGGCGUCCACGAUCCCGGGCACGGACAGGAUAACAAUUGGACGUUCGCACGUGCAUUCCUCUACUCGCUAACCAUUUUGACGACUAUUGGUUAUGGCAGUGUGGCACCGCGUACCGUCCUGGGGCGGAUGAUAACGUUGGCGUAUGCCGUGCUGGGCAUACCGCUGACACUGGUCUACCUUUCCAGUACCGGUGGCAUGCUGGCGAAAGUUGCGCGCGGAGUAUUUUCCAGAGUUCUUUGCUGCUGUUUGUGCUCGAACUGUGGCUACUGCUGUUACGAUGAGAAGCGCAUGGAGGAGAAGGAAAAGCGCAUGAAGCGGAAGCGGCAACAGAUGGAAAUGCAGCAGCAGCAGCAUCUCACCAUAUCCGGCCAGGAACCGUACUACGUCCGUUCCGGUUCGCUGCAAACCAGUGUCAGCUCGCCGGAGAAACAGCUCACCAUGUUGGGGCCGGCAAUAACCACACCGGACCGCGACUCGACCGCCGGCAGCACCGACAGUGAGUCGCGGGCGUCCAUGCACGGGCUCAGCAUACUCGCACCGAUACUGCUGUGCGUGGCGAUGAUGUCGAUCUACAUAGUGGUCGGUGCGCUGACACUGUUCCGGCUCGAAUCGUUACCCCUGUCCGAUGGUGUGUACUUUUGCUUUAUGGCACUGUCCACGAUUGGGUUUGGGGCGCUAGCGCCCGGCACGCGCCGCGAAUCGACCGCCACCACGUGGUUCUGCUCGGGCUACAUCAUGGCCGGUAUGGCACUGACUGCCAUGUGCUUCAACGUGCUGCACGACGAAAUACUGCACCGGUUGCGGCACAUGGUGGAGAUGCAGAAGGAGAUCAAGAACCACAACGAGCAUCGCCGGUUUCUCGCCUCAUGACGGUACGAGAAGAACACCAACCUGUACCAACGGAAUCCCACCGAGGAAACCCUUAUUACCGGUACACCGACGUCAGUUAUUUUCGCACAGGAACCGGAUUUGGGCCAGCUGCAUCUGCAGCACGAUUGCCACUCGGUGCACCAUACGGUCGGGCACGAGCUCAUACCGAUCGUAACGAUGGCACCGAACGGCCCCGGUCCGGGCCUGUCAUCGGAGCUGCUGGACCGUGGCCCACCCGGGCUGUCGGACGUUGUUCCCGGCGGUCCGUCAAUGAUGCAUCCGGCAGGUGAACAGACCGCUGUACCGCACGGACUGGCAAUG